Rhipicephalus sanguineus (brown dog tick) is the source of this 2661-nucleotide messenger RNA. RefSeq lists its product as uncharacterized. Lineage: Eukaryota; Metazoa; Arthropoda; Arachnida; Ixodida; Ixodidae. The coding region runs from base 1 to 2661 and encodes 886 amino acids. The record is from RefSeq and is a predicted model, not a curated record. The transcript has 4 exons.
AUGGCGGCUACUACCGAAGAAAUGGAAAGCUCUGCGGAGGAUCUAGAAGCAACGCCGAGUACUUCAGCCACACCUAAUGAACAAGAGGACGCAGCAUAUGAAGACGCGGGUUUCGCAGCGGACAAGACGGGUUGGAAAGUGGUGACCAGCCGGAAAACGAAGAAGAAGGAACGCGCCGAAACAGCUGUGCAGCCUUCACAGCAAGAAAACCAUCCAAGCGGCGGGCAGUGCAAGCUGUGCGGAGGUUUGCAUGCAACGGCGGACAAGGCAUGGGGCUACGCGUAUCCCUCCAGCAAGGGAGAGCGUCUUCAUAUGACAGCCUCCGAUCUCGACCUCACUCUCAUCACAGACCCGGAAAUUCCAACUAGAUGUGGCACUUCCACAUGCCGAGACACCACACCGGACCUUACUUUCGUCCGGGGCAUAGAGAAAUGUGGCUGGUACAACUCGGGCAUAGACCUUGGCAGCGAUCACUACAUUCUCCGAAUUAGUGCAGAGCUCCCAGGAAGGAGGCAAAGGGAGUACAAACUAAUUGAUUGGGACAAAUUUCGUAAAAUACGGACGCAGCCAUCAAACUCAUCAGGAGCAAACACAAAGCACACGAUAGCAAGCUGGACCGAACAGCUCAAAGCCGACAUCGCAGCCUCGGAACGAACGAUUACCACGGACGUUAAGGUGGAGAGAAUGGACAGUCGGCUAGCGAACCUUCUCGAAGCCAAACACUCCAUACUAGCCAGAUGGAAGGGCCAACGUUUUAACCGAAGACUGCGAAAGAAGCUCGCUGAACUCAACAGGACCAUUGAAGAAUACUGCGUGGUUCUUUCCCGACAGCAGUGGGACGAAGUCUGUAACACCCUCAACGGGCAAAUGCGCAAAGGGAGCGGGUGGAGGCUCAUAAAACACCUCCUCGACGAAAAUGGCACCAAGUCCAAAUCUAUGCAACGGACCAGGCUCAGCAAGUUAGUACACUGCGCGACGCAACGCAGUACUGCCGAAGAACUUGUUCAAGACCUUGCCAAACGGUACCUACCGCUUAAAUCGGGACAACCCAGUAUCUCACAAAGGAACAUCUAUGACGGUGCCCCAAACUCGGAGCUAGAUGCGGACUACACAGAAAGCGAAGUACGCUUCGCAAUUCACGAACUCAACAGUAACUCUGCAGCCGGCCCCGACGGUGUCACCAAUCGGGCUCUCCGAAAUUUAGACGACAAUUCGGUCACCUUCUUAACUCAACAAAUUAACGAAGCCUGGAAAACCGGCCGUCUGCCUGGAGAAUGGAAGCAUGCAAACACGGUCCUCAUCCCGAAACCCGGCAAGCCGCUGGGGCUAUCAAACCUGAGGCCGAUCUCACUAACGUCCUGCAUAGGAAAGCUAGCCGAACAUGUCAUUCUGAACCGCCUGUCGGAACACGUAGAAGAAAAGCAGUACUUUCCCUACACUAUGAUCGGCUAUAGGCCGGGUCUAUCAACGCAAGAUGCCAUGCUACGAAUAAAGAAAAGUUUGCUGGAUCGCCCCACACGAGACACAAAGGCGCUGCUGGGACUCGACGUGGAGCAAGCUUUUGACAACAUCCGACAUCAAGCCAUUCUGACAGCCAUAUCUGAACACAAUCUUGGAACACGCUUCUAUCAGUACGUCAACGCUUUUCUGGAAGAUCGAACGGCCACUCUGCGGAUAGGCGAGCACGUCUCGCAGAGCUUUGACCUGGGCGAUAAGGGAACACCGCAAGGUUCAGUACUUUCGCCAUUCUUAUUCAAUCUGGCUAUGGCAAAGCUCUCUCGCGCACUGGGUGAAAUAGCAGAUGUGGAGCAUACCAUCUACGCAGACGAUGUCACCAUUUGGAGCACCGGUGGCAGCGAUGCGGAAUUGGAAGCCCGCAUGCAAGAAGCCAUCUCAGUCACCGAAGCCCAUCUCACUCCUAUGGGACUUCGCUGCUCUUCCAGAAAAUCCGAGCUGCUUAUCUACCACCCUCCCAGACGAGGGCGCCCGUCAAAAGACUGGCGCAGACCCAUCCCUCCAUGCAUAGAGUUACACGACUCGGACGGCAAACGCAUACCUACGGUCGACAAAAUACGAAUCCUCGGACUUAUCAUCCAAAGUAACGGCUCCAACUUGGUGAUGCUGGAAAGCAUCACGUUCAAGAUUGGGAACGCGCUCCGAAUGUUUCGGCGCAUCAUGAACAGGCACAGAGGACUGGGCGAGGACAACGCCAUCAGAAUGGUCCACGCUUUUGUACUCUGUCACAUCACAUACGUGGCUGCCAUGCUGAACUGGAAAAAAGCGGAACGGCGAAGGCUCGAAGUGCACAUACGACGCGCUUUCAAGACAGCGUUGGGGCUCCCGGAUAAUGCCUCCACUGCUCUCCUCUUACAGCUAGGAGUGCACAAUCCCCUUACCGAAAUAAUCGAGGCUCAGCACACGGCACAGAUCGCACGCUUAUCAAGCACCAAAGCGGGCAGAGAUAUUCUCGUCAAGCUUGGCCUGAACACUAUUGUGGAAAGGGACAACGUCCAGCAUAUUCGCAGCCACUACAGAGACAGGUUGUGUGUCCACGCCGCAAACUACAACAGCGCCUUCAGGAAGCAGAAUCGGCUCAUUUGUGACAUUGAGUACAGCGAGGAAGGCGGUGCCAUUGGUGAAGCGAACAAGACUCGAUGCUAG